AUGUCUCAGCAGUGGGCCCCCGCGCCGACUCCACCCACGCCCCUGGGCAACUACCGCCUACUCUCGCCCCUCCCCGGCAUUCACGUCUCACCGAUCUGUCUCGGCGCGAUGAGCAUCGGCGACAAGUGGGCGGGCUUCGGCUUUGGGGCGAUGGGCAGGGGGGGCAUCAUGAAGGUGCUGAACGCGUACUACGAGCGCCGCGGCGAUUUCAUCGACACCGCGAACGCGUACCAGGACGAGACCUUGGAGGAGUUCAUCGGAGAUUGGAUGGAGCAGCGCGGAUCCGAGACCAGAUGGUGA
Epithele typhae is the source of this 300-nucleotide messenger RNA. RefSeq lists its product as uncharacterized. Lineage: Eukaryota; Fungi; Basidiomycota; Agaricomycetes; Polyporales; Epitheliaceae. The transcript has a single exon. The coding region runs from base 1 to 300 and encodes 99 amino acids. The record is from RefSeq and is a predicted model, not a curated record.